Molecule: messenger RNA, 1372 nt
Organism: Episyrphus balteatus (marmalade hoverfly)
Lineage: Eukaryota; Metazoa; Arthropoda; Insecta; Diptera; Syrphidae
Gene: GstS1
Product: glutathione S-transferase
Exons: 5
Coding region: 167-883 (238 amino acids)
Biological process (GO): glutathione metabolic process
Molecular function (GO): glutathione transferase activity
Source: RefSeq, a predicted model, not a curated record
GAACAUAGAAGUAUAAAAGGGGUACAACAGCAAGACCCCCGCUCCGUUUCGACAUCAUGAUAUUCGAAUGUGGAGUAUAUAAAGUUAAACGAUCGAAAUUGGCAGCGUAGUCUGUUCAGAUUCAUUUAAAGGUUCAGAGAGAACGCACUAAGAAAAGCUCUAAAUAAUGGCCGAUGAAGCAAAACCUGCAGAAGAAGCACCCCCAGCAGCGCCUGCCGAGGGAGAAGCUCCACCAGCCGAAGGUGAACCUGCAGCACCAGCAGAGCCCAUUAAACACACCUACACACUUUUUUAUUUUAAUGUGAAAGCGCUCGCUGAACCUUUACGCUACCUCUUUGCGCAUGGUGGUAUUGAAUACGAGGAUGUUCGAGUGACGCGGGAUGAAUGGCCUGCAUUGAAACCAACAAUGCCAAUGGGUCAAAUGCCCGUGUUGGAAGUCGAUGGCAAACGUGUACAUCAGAGCAUUUCAAUGGCUAGAUUUUUGGCUAAAACAAUUGGACUGAGUGGUUCCAAUCCAUGGGAGGAUUUGCAAAUCGAUAUUGUCGUUGAUACAAUCAAUGACUUCCGCCUAAAAAUUGCAGUCGUAUCCUAUGAACCGGAGGACGAAAUUAAGGAAAAGAAACUGGUUACACUCAAUACAGAAGUCAUUCCAUUCUAUUUGGAAAAAUUGGAACAAACCGUUAAGGAUAACGAUGGACAUUUAGCACUUGGAAAGCUUACAUGGGCCGAUAUCUAUUUUGCUGGCAUUUUGGAUUACAUGAACUACAUGGUAAAGCGAGACCUCCUAGAGUCUUACCCUGGAUUAAGAGCCCUUGUAGAUUCUAUUAACAGCAUUGAAUCUAUCAAAGCCUGGAUAGAAAAACGACCACAAACAGAAGUCUAAAUACAAAGCUAUAGGAGUUAUAUUAACACAAUCGCUAAAAGCUGAAAGAUAUAUCAUCGGCUUUCAAAUAAACUUCAAAUAUUACUACGUAACUUAAUACUAAAACCACACACAAGUACACACUUUUUUGUUCCUUUUUUGUAUUAACAUAUUUUUACAUGUAUUUUCCAUAGAUUUUUUUUUAUUAUGUACUUUCGUUCGGGGAAUCAUUACACAAUGUAAUUUAUAGCAAUGUUUACCAGUUCGCUCAUUGUUUCGGCCAUUCUUUAUUUUAUACAUUUUGCUGAGUUGGAUUAAAAUUCAAAAGAAUUUAAAUUUCACUUUGUAAGAGAUCCAGCAAUGUCAUAACCAUGUUUACACAUCCAACAGUCUUAUGAACAAACAUGAAAUAAACACCGCAAAAAAAAAAAGAACAAUACUGUACUGAGGAAUAUUUUUACAUUUAUUAUUUCUAAAAUUAAUAAAAAUAAAACAAAACGUACAAAAUAA